AGACGGCCAUCCUGUGGGCCCCACUUGAUGAAGAGAGAGGUGUACGCGUAGCAGCCGCACGAGUGCAAGAGUGGCAGGCAGGCCGGCCCAGCCCAUCAUCCUAGCAGCUACCAGUGCAAGCAAUUCUCUCGGCACCACGACCCCCACUACUCGACUCGAUCGCCGUCGUCUCGUUAACCCGCCGCCUCCCUGUCCUCUCCUCUUCCACCUCUCCGUUCAUCAGUUGCCGUUGCUCUCCAUCGAUCGUCCACCAGACCUUCAUAAUUACUGCCCCACUAUCCUAUCAUAUAUCUAGUACUAAAGAGGAGCUGAAUCGCCUAGCUACCCAUAUAUAUAGAGAGAGAGUUCCUGGCUAGCUGCUUGUCACGUGGAGCGCCAAGGUCAGAGCAGCAGCCCACCUGCAGGAUCGAGCGGUCGAUUCGAUGGCCGCGGUGGUGCCGGAGGACGACGGCGCGACGGCUGUGGCGGUGCGGGAGUUCGACGGCCACUGCGACCGCGACCGCGCCGCCGUGGAGCGGCUGGAGCGCGCCUGCGAGGUUGGCCCCAGCGGCGGCAAGCUCUGCCUCUUCACCGACCUCCUCGGCGACCCGCUCUGCCGCGUCCGCCACUCGCCGGCCUACCUCAUGCUCGUCGCGGAGGCUGCGGGCGGGCCCCUCGGCGGCGCGCCGGAGCUCGUCGGCGUCGUGCGCGGCUGCGUUAAGACCGUGGCGUGCGGCCGCGGCAGCAGCCUCUUCUCCAAGGUCGCCUACCUCCUCGGCCUCCGCGUGUCCCCGGGCCACCGCCGGCGGGGCAUCGGCCGCCGCCUGGUCGAGCGCAUGGAGGAGUGGUUCCGGCAGAUGGGCGCCGAGUACGCCUACGUCGCCACCGACCGCGACAACGAGCCGUCGGUGCGCCUCUUCACCGCGCGCUGCGGCUACGCCAAGUUCCGCACCCCCUCCGUGCUCGUGCACCCCGUCUUCCGCCACGACCUCGCGCCGUCGCGCUCGGGCCGCCUCGCCGUCGUCGAGCUCGCGCCGCGCGACGCCGAGCGCCUCUACCGGGAGCGCCUCGGCGGCGUCGAGUUCUUCCCGCGCGACAUCGACGCCGUCCUCUCCAACGCCCUCUCGCUCGGAACGUUCGUCGCCGUGCCCGCCGCGACGGCGCGGCCGUGGCGCGGCGUGGACGCGUUCCUGGCCUCACCGCCGGGGUCGUGGGCGGUGGCCAGCGUGUGGAACUGCAAGGACGCGUUCCGCCUCGAGGUGCGCGGCGCGCCCAGGCUGUGGCGCGCAGCGGCGCGCGCCACCCGCGCCGCCGACCGCGCUCUCUCGCCGUGGCUGCGCGUCCCGUCCGUGCCCAACCUCUUCGAGCCGUUCGGGAUGCACUUCCUCUACGGCCUCGGCGGCGCCGGCCCGGACGCGCCGCGGAUGGCGCGCGCGCUGUGCCGGCACGCGCACAACCUGGCGCGCGCCGCCGGGGCGCGCGUCGUGGCCACCGAGGUCGGCGCGUGCGACCCGCUCCGCGCCGGCGUGCCGCACUGGCCGAGGCUCGGCGCCGAGGACCUCUGGUGCAUCAAGAGGCUCGCCGACGGGUACGGCGACGGCGCGCUCGGCGACUGGACCAAGGCGCCGCCGGGCGGCUCCAUCUUCGUCGACCCGAGGGAGUUCUAGGCGGUUCAGAUAAUUAGCAUAAUCAGUUUUGAGUUGAGUCUACCGUGGAUCUCGCAUCCGACGGCCGGAAGCGAUUCGGCUGGCCUUUUGAAUUGAAAGACCUGUCCAUAUAUAGUUUCAUCUCUCUCUUUUUUUGUUUUAUUUUCUCAUCUAGUGUAAUGAUGUAGACAAAAUGAGUUUUUGAAGUUAAUCAAGUAGAGUAUGGUAUGAUUAGUGGAAUGGAAAGGGCCUUGCUUAAUUUGUGCCCUGCCUCAA
Molecule: messenger RNA, 1901 nt
Organism: Panicum virgatum (switchgrass)
Lineage: Eukaryota; Viridiplantae; Streptophyta; Magnoliopsida; Poales; Poaceae
Product: probable N-acetyltransferase HLS1
Exons: 2
Coding region: 423-1646 (407 amino acids)
Molecular function (GO): acyltransferase activity, transferring groups other than amino-acyl groups
Source: RefSeq, a predicted model, not a curated record